GGUAUCGAAUUCACUAUUCAUGACCAUUCCAUUCGAUCAUUGUACACGAGUGUAUUGAAAAAUGUACCGCGAGCAACUCUUGAUUUUCGUAACAUUUAUUGCCACCACUCUAUCUGCAAAUGUAGUAUGGUUACCCAACAUAAAUUUCAACUUACCAAUAAAUUUUAAUGAUGGGAAGAUACCUUGUUCCAAAAAAACAGUAGUAUUUCCUGAAACUAUGGAAGAGAGUGUUCUAAUUGGGCCUGGAACAUCAGUGGCUGGAUUCAUAUUGCCAGAAAAUGGAGAAAUAUUUUUGGCUGAAGGGGAAAUCGGAUUGGGACCAACUGAAGAUAUGGACUGCACAAGUGGCAACGUUUACUACAUGGAGAAGGCAGUAGCAUCGUGGGCUCAACCUGAUGUUUGGGUGUCUCUAAGAAUGAAUGAUGCAACACCUGAUGCGGAAAGAGUGCCUUGUUUCGACGACAUCGUGGAAUUCCCCGAAAAUAGUACCUUCACUAUAUUGUUACCAGAUGUCAAACAAAAAGUUCAAGCAAUCAAAGUGGGUGGAGAGACAAUUUACAACAAUUUUAAAGAAUACGUUUUAAGGGAACCGAACGACGCUCAGGAGUUUAUCCUUAAUCAAUUUCACGAUACUGGCAUUGUGAUAGGAAAUUAUUUCAAAUGCAAUUCGCGAUCUGGUUGUCCAUGUCAAACGAAUACUCUAAAGAUUGAUUGUUCCACAAAAUAUUGUGAAAAACCAACUUGUGUAGACCCGAUUAAGCCAAUUGGACACUGUUGCAAAAUUUGUGGAGGUGCCAUAGACUUUGAUAUUGAUGAAACGUUUGACAUCAUGAAUUUUCAGGAACUAGUAGAGAAGGUUGUCGACUCUUAUGGCAAAGAUAAGUUGGUUUACCACAUAGGAAGGCUCGUGGAUGAUAAAGUGCAAGUUGUUGUAAUUGAUAAGAAUGGAUAUGAUCAGACUAGUGCGCAAGUAGUGAGUGCUAUAUCUUACAAUAUGGAGAGGAAUUUGAGGCAUGAGAUGCAAGUGAGCGGCAGCCCCCUUUCUAAAGCAGGUCUUGGAGGGAAGUUGUUUGUUUCUAUGUUCUUCGCUGUUGUUAUGGUGAUGGCUGGUAUUUACGUGUAUUAUUAUAAAGUAUCACAGAUUAACUAUCCCAAUAUAAUGAGUCGUAGCCAAGCUAGUAUGUUCUCGAGGUUCAAUCGGAGAACUGAGAGUGUGGUAUCUUUAACAAGAAGAGAUUCUUCAGCUCCGAUUGGUGUCAGCACUGCUACCGCAUUUAGAAAUCCCUUGUACGAUUCUAAAAGAGGGCGUGUUUUAGUACAAGAAUCAGUUAUCGAAGAAUGAUAAUUACUUGUAUUGUCUGUAUCUUAUUUCAAAUUAAAGAAAUUUCUCCUAACAUUUAUUUUUUGGUUAUUAAAAUUCUGUUAAACUUA
Maniola jurtina (meadow brown) is the source of this 1431-nucleotide messenger RNA. It is a transcript of the gene Amnionless, whose product is annotated as protein amnionless. Gene Ontology annotation, cellular component: apical plasma membrane; endocytic vesicle. NCBI's taxonomy places the organism in Eukaryota, Metazoa, Arthropoda, Insecta, Lepidoptera, Nymphalidae. Gene Ontology annotation, biological process: receptor-mediated endocytosis; intracellular protein localization. The record is from RefSeq and is a predicted model, not a curated record. The coding region runs from base 62 to 1342 and encodes 426 amino acids. The transcript has a single exon.